Messenger RNA from Melitaea cinxia (Glanville fritillary), 1281 nucleotides. Its product is annotated as zinc finger matrin-type protein 2. The record is from RefSeq and is a predicted model, not a curated record. Gene Ontology annotation, molecular function: nucleic acid binding; zinc ion binding. Bases 140 to 736 code for a protein of 198 amino acids. Gene Ontology annotation, cellular component: U4/U6 x U5 tri-snRNP complex; spliceosomal complex. The transcript is spliced from 3 exons. Gene Ontology annotation, biological process: mRNA splicing, via spliceosome. NCBI's taxonomy places the organism in Eukaryota, Metazoa, Arthropoda, Insecta, Lepidoptera, Nymphalidae.
GCACUAUUAAAAGCCAUUAAUUCUAAAGAACUGGAAGAAGAUAUCUUUAUAUUAUACUCUUUGAAGAACAUAUUUUAACAAAUAUUUAGCAAAUUCGAUUACUUGACUACGUUAACGGAAUUCAUCGUUAAAUAUAACCAUGAGUAUGCGACCAGACGAUCAUCGACGGAAGUGGGAUAAAGAUGAAUUCGAAAGAAUUGCUGCAGAAAGAUUAAAAGCAGAAAUAGAAGAAGAAGAAAGAUCCAAAAAGAAAGCUCCACCGAUCAAAAGAGAACUAUUAAAGCAGCGUGAUUACAAAGUUGACUUAGAUUCUAAAUUAGGUAAAAGUGUAGUGAUAACAAAGAACACCCCUACUUCACAAUCAGGAGGAUAUUAUUGCAAUGUUUGUGAUUGUGUUGUCAAAGAUUCAAUUAACUUCUUGGACCAUAUAAAUGGAAAAAAACAUCAAAGGAAUCUUGGCAUGUCUAUGAAAAUUGAAAGGAGUACUUUAGAUCAGGUAAAAGCAAGAUUUGCAUCAAAUAAACGUAAACUAGAAGAGAAGAAACAUGAAUAUGAGCUUGAUACUCGGCUCAAAGAAGCUGCAGAAGAAGAAGCCAGAUUGAAGGAGCUCCGCCGUGAACGACGUCGGGAUAAGAAACGCAAGCUUCAGGAGACUGAGGAACCCGAUGAAGGACCUGCUCAAUCAGAACUAGCUCAAAUAAUGGGUUUUUCUGGAUUUGGAGCAUCUAAAAAAUAAUAACAACUUUUUCAAUUACAUAUCAUUGGACUUUUAAAAUAAAUGAUAAGGAUAUGAAUGUUACAAAAGUUCAUUUGUUAAAAUUUUCAAUUUACUAGUAAUGUAAACGGCAUACAUCAGAGUUGGCUAACUUGUUUAUUAUUAUUUGUGGCUCUCGAUUCAUGUACCCGUGUUUCUUUUUCGUUUUUGUGUUGUAACAUUUAUAAAAAUUAUUAUCAAAAGAAUACUAACAAUAAAAUAUAUAGCCAUUUUCCUCAAAUUUAAAAAAUGUUCCAAUAUUAAACACGAAAAUGUCAACGAGUAUAUAAAAAACCAGCCAAGUGCGAGUUGGACUCGCGCACAGAGUUCCAUACCAUUGACUAGGUAUUGUAACUAGCACGCCUUGCUUCGUGACGUUAUCGCUACCCGCCGCGCGCCCGCCCUUGCAGCACGCCGCGCCGUCUGCGCCCCACUGCAGCGCUCCCACAACAGUUUAUAAACUAAAUAUAAGAAAUUUUUCUGUCUGUGUAUGUAUGUAUGUGUGUGUAUUAAAUUGUUACAUAAAA